This is a messenger RNA of Suillus paluster, 1008 nucleotides long. RefSeq lists its product as uncharacterized. Lineage: Eukaryota; Fungi; Basidiomycota; Agaricomycetes; Boletales; Suillaceae. The record is from RefSeq and is a predicted model, not a curated record. The coding region runs from base 1 to 1008 and encodes 335 amino acids. The transcript has 6 exons.
AUGUCUUUCUCUAUCUCUGCCCUCAACCCCUCUUGCUCGUGCCCCGACAUUGAACUUAGGGCAGAUUGGGACGGCAUUUGCCAGCGCAUCAAGGACGAGGCUGACUGUAUCCCGGACGACAAUGAGUUGCUUGAGGAAGAACAGGCCGAUUGGUUUCGGAGGUGGAUGGGGCUCAUGGAUCGUGCGUGUGCGGCAACCAAGAUCGCGAACUCUUCUGGAACGACUCUGUCAUUUGAAGGCGAUGUCCAAGGCGUGGAGAAGCAGGCGGAAAUCUGGCAAGCGCGCUUUCGGCUCAAAGUGCAAGGGGCCACGUUGAAGAGUGCAGCACCGACAAGGGAAUCUGCCACGCCCGUGGACGCCGAUGUCGAGAUGACUGCUGAGGCGGAGAGCGUGUUGGCAGGCAAAAAGAAGUCGAUUCACGAGGACAAGCAGUCUCGUGUUAUAGCGCACGAUCUGCUGUGCGAUCUGUGCAAAAGGGCGAAGAAGAAGUGUGUGUGCAGAGGUCCCGUGGGCGGGCGAUGCUCUGGGUGCAUCACCGCGAAAAAGCCUUGCUCUCUCUUGGAUGCCAUGAAACCUGAGGCCUCGUCCUCAAAGUGGUCGGACGUUAUUGAUCUCGGUGACGACGAUGAUGACGAUCAAUACACAGCCGCGGAAGAGCCGACUCCACGCGUACAGCAUGUAAGGAGGGGCGGGGCAGUGGUGAUUGAUCGUGCGGCUGUUCGUGCAGCCCAGGAGCUUCGUGCUUUGGAAGCAAAGGCGAAAGGGUCAUCGGCCAAACUGUGGGAGCAUGGGGAGCGGCUGCGCAUAUUGCACGAGUCCUUGUAUCCUGCGCCGAUUUGCGAUCCCAUAUCCAUAUCCAAGUCCACUGAGUGCCUGAAAUACGAUAAAGAGAUCGGUGGGUGCAUGCCCGACUUGUCUUCUUCGAUCGGCUUCCACUUCUCGCGGCUUGAUCUUGUUCGGCUUAAAUACAAGAAGGGGCGCUCUGCUGUAGAGCGCAUUCAAAAAUAA